Phytophthora sojae is the source of this 345-nucleotide messenger RNA. RefSeq lists its product as hypothetical. Lineage: Eukaryota; Oomycota; Peronosporomycetes; Peronosporales; Peronosporaceae. The record is from RefSeq and is a predicted model, not a curated record. The coding region runs from base 1 to 345 and encodes 114 amino acids. The transcript has a single exon. Gene Ontology annotation, cellular component: Set1C/COMPASS complex. Gene Ontology annotation, molecular function: protein binding; histone H3K4 methyltransferase activity.
AUGCAGUACCGAGAGCUGCGUCGUCGGCCGUUCGACGAGCGCAUGCUGGUUCGGAAGUCGUCCAUCCACGGCUACGGGUUGUGCUUGAAGGAGGCUGUGAGCAAGGGUCAGAUGAUCGUCGAGUACCAGGGGCAAAUGAUUAACCAGGCCGUGGCAGAUGAGCGGGAACGGCGCUAUGAAGAGCAGGGCGUUGGCAGCUGCUACGUGUUCCGCCUUGAUGAGAAGACGAUCAUCGACGCUACAAGGUGCGGCAACCUCGCCCGCUUUAUCAACUACUCGUGUGACCCCAAGGCUUUCGCGCGCAUGAAGACUAGCCGUCAUUGCAGUGAUGCGAACUCUCAGUAG